Messenger RNA from Bactrocera oleae (olive fruit fly), 1946 nucleotides. It is a transcript of the gene Pex14, whose product is annotated as peroxin 14. Lineage: Eukaryota; Metazoa; Arthropoda; Insecta; Diptera; Tephritidae. Gene Ontology annotation, molecular function: signaling receptor binding. Gene Ontology annotation, biological process: protein import into peroxisome matrix, docking. Gene Ontology annotation, cellular component: peroxisomal membrane; peroxisomal importomer complex. The record is from RefSeq and is a predicted model, not a curated record.
AUUAAAUGUACUUAAUAAUGUCAUAACAUGUACGUACGUCAUUUAAUAUAACCUAGAGGAAGUGAAAAAUUGCCCUUAAAAUCUACAACACUGAACAUCUGUUUUGCAAAAAAAAACAAAACAUUUCUAUAUUUUCUUCAUUUAGCCCCUUCUUUUCACUGUAUUUUCUUAAUCCAUCUAAAAUAUUACCUACACCAACAUCGCUACGAUAAAUUUCCAACCCCUUCGGCUAUAUUUUUAGUGUUGUUUUUCAAAAUUUACUUAUCAUUCUUUAUCUUUAAGAGGCUUUGAACAAAGUAAAGAUUAUACUUUGUAAAGAGAGUUUAUAAGACUUAAUACAAUAGAGAGUGUAUUAAACAUAUCUUCAAGAUUAAAUUGCAAGUCGAAAUAAUGUCUACCAGCAAUACGGACACAGGUGACACCACAAUCAUAGCGUCCACUACAGAAAUACAAAAUGGGCAACCAGACAAAUUCGGGAUAGUGGCCCCCCGCGAAGCACUUAUAACAACUGCGGUGAACUUUCUACAAAAUGCUAAAGUACGACACACAACACUUAUGCAAAAACGACAGUUUCUGCAAUCCAAAGGUUUAACCAACGAUGAAAUAGAGGUCGCAUGCCAACGGGCUGGUAUUUUUACAGACGACCCCAACAUGCCUACUUUGAUUAACAUAAGUAACAGCGGUCUGGAACAUCCGCAAUUAGUAUUGCAGCCACGCCAAAAUGCUUACGGACGCAUCAAAGAGGUUUUGCAUAAUUUAGCACUUAUUAGUGGUGUUGCAUAUGCAAUUUAUCUAUUUUGGAAGAAAUAUGUAGAACCAUUUCUUUUUGGAAAGAAAAAGAAGAAACCUGUUGAGGAGGCGCUUGAAGAUAUCGAUAAAAAGGUCGAUACGCGGUUGGAUGCUGUAAAUGCAGAACUUGCCAAUAUCAAAGUACAGUUGCAAGAACAACAGCGUGAGCAACGUCAGAAUCUCAACCAAGAAUUCAAUGUAUUUCGAAGUGAUUUAGAUGCCAUAAAAGGAUUGCUACUUAAUCGUAAACAGUUUGCUACGCCCAUCACUGCCGGUCCUCCCUCAAUACCUGCUUGGCAGCUGGCAGCCACUUCACAUCAUCAUCACGCUCGACUCUCACAGUUAGAUGAUAAUGAGAAGGUAGAUGAUGCUGGCUCUGGUUCGGGUUCAUCCGAAACAGAAGUGGUUACCAAAAAUAGUGAUUCCAGUUUGGAAAUGAUGUAGAAGUCUGCAUUCUUCUAUACAUUUUGCUGCAGCUGUUUGUUGAGAAAUGCUCAUCAGUAAUGCAAAAGCAAAAAAACUGAAGCAGAUUAGUUUAAGUAAAAAGCUGAUAAUUAAUGUAUUUAAGUUUAACUGCGUUAACUAUCAUAUAUACCAAAAGCCAUGAACGUAUAUGUAUUUAUGUCAUUAUAUUGCACUGCUGGUAGCAUAAAAGCAAUAUUUUUGUUAUUUUUGUGUCCACAGUUAUAAAUAUGUUUAUCUCUGCUUUUUAUGGUACUAAUGCUGGUUAAUUAACAGAUACAUACAUAUUUAGUUGAUUAAACGCUUUUGUUUACGAAUAUAUAUAUAUUUUUUUUUGUAUGCAAAGCGUGUUUGUAAAAACAAAAUAAGAAAGCUUUAUUGCUUAUGAUAAGAAAUAUUGUAAUACAUAUAGGAUGAAACAAAUUCUAACAAGAUAAAAAUGCUUUCUAUUUUAAAUUCACAAAAAUUCGGUUAAAAACUUGCUCACUCUUUGUUUACUUUGUAACCAAGCAUUCAUUGAAAUUAGCUACUAAGUGGAUGAAAAAAUAGUCAAAUAGCUUGUAUUGGCACGUAAUAAGUAUUUAGGUAUUAGGCGUAUGUUUGACUUAUGGGUUUAAGUUGGCUUAUGCUUGCAAAAUAGCUAAUAAAUAUUAAUGGAUAAAUAAAGUGAAUAAAAAAUUAUUUAUUUAUUUAAA